Fragaria vesca subsp. vesca is the source of this 3753-nucleotide messenger RNA. RefSeq names its product putative ABC transporter B family member 8-like. Gene Ontology annotation, cellular component: membrane. The transcript is spliced from 9 exons. Gene Ontology annotation, biological process: transmembrane transport. The record is from RefSeq and is a predicted model, not a curated record. Gene Ontology annotation, molecular function: ATP binding; ABC-type transporter activity; ATP hydrolysis activity. Bases 1 to 3753 code for a protein of 1250 amino acids. NCBI's taxonomy places the organism in Eukaryota, Viridiplantae, Streptophyta, Magnoliopsida, Rosales, Rosaceae.
AUGGAUUCUCCAGGGAAGAAUGAGAGGCAUGAGAAAGAAGAGAAGAAGAAGAAGUCCGCAGAUUCAGUAUUCACAAUUUUCAGAUAUGCUGAUUGGGUUGAUGUUGUGCUAAUGGUUUUCGGAACCAUCGGAGCUAUCGGAGAUGGCAUGUCUACUAACUGUUUGCUGCUCUUUGCUAGCCGUCUUAUGAACAACUUGGGGUACGGUCAGAAUCAGAUGCAACAGAAUAAUAAUCAUGGGAACUGGAUGGACGAGGUUGAAAAGUGCAGUUUAUACUUUGUAUACUUGGGAUUAGCAGUAAUGCUGGUGGCUUUUUUGGAAGGUUAUUGUUGGAGCAAAACCAGCGAGAGGCAGGUGCUGAAGAUUCGUUACAAGUACUUGGAAGCUGUUCUUAGACAAGAAGUUGGGUUUUUCGAUUCACAGGAAGCAACUACUUCGGAGGUGAUCAACAGUAUAUCCAAAGAUACGUCUCAUUUACAGGAAGUUCUGAGUGAAAAGGUGCCGAUAUUUUUUAUGCACACGUCAGUGUUCGUCUCAGGGCUUGUUUUCUCCACUUUCAUGUCUUGGAGACUGUCCUUAGUCGCAUUUCCAACACUACUUCUCCUGAUCAUACCGGGAAUGAUCUAUGGAAAAUACCUUCUUUAUUUGUCUAAACAGUCAUACAUGGAGUAUGGAAAAGCAAACACCAUUGUGGAGCAAGCUCUGAGCUCCAUUAAAACAGUCUAUUCAUUCACAGCUGAGAGGACAAUUGUGGAGAGGUACUCAGCAAUAUUGGAGAGAACAAGCAGGCUGGGGAUCAAGCAAGGGAUUGCAAAAGGUCUUGCCGUAGGAAGCACAGGGCUGUCAUUUGCAAUAUGGGCAUUUCUGGCUUGGUAUGGUAGCCAUUUGGUGAUGUAUAGAGGCGAAAGUGGUGGUCGAAUCUAUGCUGCUGGCAUCUCCUUCGUAUUGAGUGGACUAUCCUUGGGAAUGGCACUUCCAGAUUUGAGGCACUUCACAGAAGCUUCCAUUGCUGCAUCACGCAUAUUUGAUAGGAUUGACCGAAAACCAUUGAUUGAUGGUGAAGACACAAAAGGAAUUGUGUUGAACAACAUUAGAGGUGAACUCGAAUUCAUAGAUGUCAGAUUCACAUACCCUUCUCGUCCGGAUUCCAUUGUCCUCAAAGAUUUCAAUCUCAAAGUUGAAGCAGGGAAAACAAUUGCACUAGUUGGAGCCAGUGGAAGUGGCAAAUCCACAGCAAUUGCAUUGGUGCAACGCUUUUAUGAUGCAGAUUGUGGAGUUGUUCGGAUUGAUGGUGUCGAUAUAAAGACACUUCAAUUGAAGUGGAUAAGAUCGAAAAUGGGACUUGUUAGUCAAGAACAUGCCUUAUUUGGUACAUCAAUAAAGGAAAAUAUCAUGUUUGGGAAGCUUGAUGCCAAUAUGGAUGAAGUCACAGCUGCAGCCAUGGCUGCCAAUGCUCACAAUUUCAUAAGGCAGCUUCCUGAAGGGUAUGAAACCAAGAUUGGAGAGCGAGGAUCACUUUUAUCUGGGGGACAAAAGCAGCGGAUAGCCAUUGCUAGAGCAAUUAUCAAGAACCCUAUAAUUCUCUUACUAGAUGAAGCAACAAGUGCUCUUGAUUCUGAGUCAGAGACACUGGUCCAAAAUGCUCUUGACCAAGCCUCCAUGGGAAGAACCACAUUGGUGGUAGCUCACAAGCUUUCUACAGUUCGAAAUGCUGACCUCAUUGCGGUGGUCAGUGGAGGUUGCAUUAUCGAAAUAGGUUCGCACAACGACCUUAUCAACCGUCAAAAUGGGCAGUAUGCAAAGCUAGCAAAGAUGCAGAGGCAGUUCAGCACCUUUGAUAAUGUAGACCAAGACCAGAAUUCUGAUACACGCUUGUCUUCGGUUGCAAGAAGUAGUGCUGGCAGGUUAAGCACAGCAAGAUCAAGCCCUGCAAUGUUUGCAAAAUCACCACUAGCAAUUGAGACCCCACAAUCUGCAGUACUGUCUCAUCCCCCAACUUCCUUCUACCGCCUUCUCUCUUUAAACUCCCCUGAAUGGAAGCAAGGCCUAAUUGGAAGCCUCUCGGCGAUAGCCUUUGGCUCAGUCCAACCUAUCUAUGCCCUCACUGUGGGGGGCAUGAUUUCAGCUUUCUUUGUGCAAAGCCAUGAGGAAAUGCGUGCAAGAAUUCGAACAUAUUCAUUGAUUUUCUCUGCACUUUCCUUGGUCUCCAUGACAUUGAAUCUUUUGCAACAUUACAAUUUUGCUUAUAUGGGUGAGCAGCUAACUAAAAGAAUCCGAUUGAAAAUGCUACAAAAGAUCUUGACCUUUGAGACAGCUUGGUUUGAUGAGGAGCACAACACAAGCGGGCAAUUGUGUUCAAGAUUGAGCAAUGAGGCUUCCAUGGUGAAGUCGCUUGUGGCAGACAGGGUCUCUUUGUUGGUCCAAACCACUUCAGCCGUCACAAUUGCUAUGAUAUUGGGACUAAUUGUGGCUUGGAAGCUAGCACUUGUUAUGAUUGCGGUCCAACCACUCACAAUUCUUUGCUUCUACACCAAGAAAGUGUUGCUCUCUAGCCUUUCAGCCAAUUUUGUCAAGGCACAAAACCAUAGCACCCAAAUUGCAGUAGAAGCUGUCUAUAACCAUAGAAUUGUGACUUCAUUUGGAAGUGUAGGGAAAGUGCUACAAAUAUUUGACAAAGCUCAAGAGGCGCCGAGAAAAGAGGCAAGGAAGAAGGCAUGGCUGGCUGGGAUUGGAAUGGGGUCAGCUCAGUGCUUAACAUUUAUGUCAUGGGCAUUGGACUUUUGGUAUGGUGGUAAACUAGUCAAAAUGGGACAAAUAUCAGCUGGGGAUGUGUUCAAAACAUUUUUCAUAUUGGUUAGUACUGGUAAGGUUAUAGCAGAAGCUGGGAGUAUGACUUCUGAUUUAGCCAAGGGUGCUACUGCAGUUGCAUCUGUGUUUGAGAUUCUUGACAGGCAUUCACUGAUACCAGGGUCACAUAAUGUUGGCUAUGAAGAUGGUACUAGUGGAAUCAAGUUAGAGAAAGUAGCAGGCAAGAUAGAAAUGAGGAAAGUUGACUUUGCAUAUCCAAGCAGGCCAGAGACCCUAGUGUUGCGGCAGUUUAGCUUGGAGGUCAAGGCAGGCACAAGCAUUGGACUUGUUGGGAAAAGUGGGUGCGGUAAAUCAACUGUCAUUGGACUGAUACAAAGGUUUUAUGAUGUUGAGAGGGGGUCAGUGAAGGUAGAUGGAGUUGAUAUAAGGGAGCUAGAUGUUCAAUGGUAUAGGAAGCACACUGCCCUUGUUAGCCAAGAACCAGUGAUAUAUUCAGGCACCAUCCGCGAUAACAUAAUGUUUGGGAAACUUGAUGCUUCAGAAAAUGAGGUAGCAGAGGCUGCCAGAGCUGCCAACGCUCACGAAUUCAUCUCAGCCUUGAAAGAAGGAUAUGAGACAGAAUGUGGUGAAAGAGGAGUGCAGCUAUCAGGAGGGCAAAAGCAAAGAAUAGCAAUUGCAAGAGCAAUACUUAGGAACCCUACAAUACUAUUGCUAGAUGAGGCAACAAGUGCUCUUGAUGUGCAAUCAGAGCACCUUGUGCAGGAAGCACUGGACCGAAUCAUGGUUGGAAGAACCACAAUUGUGAUAGCACAUCGACUUAACACCAUAAAAAACCUCGAGAUGAUUGCCUUUGUCGAAGAUGGGAAGGUUAUAGAGAAAGGCACUUUUGCUCAGCUCAAGCACAAGCGCGGUGCCUUCUUCAACCUUGCUAGCUGUCAAACUUAA